UAUAUCAAAAUACACCCACAGGAGAGAUUUCCUGCUGCCCUUGAUCCCAGGAAGGGCAGCUUCAGAGAGUACUUCUGACCGUCUUCAUGCCGUUUUGCCCCCUUUAGGAGAUAAAACCCAGACCAGCCUCGAGAAACAAAUCUACAGCGCCUUUCAGAACCAGAGAGACCCGCCCGCCAGUGGAAAGACCCAUGGAGACAGAAGUGUUUCUGACCCUCCUGAGUGGCACCAGCGGGCACGUGCCCAGGCUGUGCCGAGCCGGCCUGGCCCUCCUUGCUGCGGUCCGGCUCGGAUCCCUGGCCCUGGGUGCGAGAACCCUUUGGCGGGACGAGGCAGGGGACCUGCGCUGCGACACCGGCGCCCGGGGCUGCCUCUUGGCCUGCUUUGACGCCGCCUUCCCGGUCUCCCCCUUCAACCUCUUCCUGCUGCAGAUGGCCAGCCUCUUGACCCACGGCACGGCCUGCUCCUGCGUUUUCUGCCCGCCCAGCUGCCAGGGGAAGAGCAGCUGGAGGCCGGGCCCAGGACAUGGCAAGAGGUGGCUGCAACAGUUGAAUUGGCUCAGCCUCCUGGCCAAGGCGGCCCUGGAAGGGAUCUUCCUGGUGGCUUUCCAUGGACUCUACGCUCGCUACCCGUCACAACUCCACUGCCCUCCAUCCACCUCCUGUCCUGACGGUGUUCUGUGCACCAUCCAGCAAGCGAACUGGAAAGAUGCAUUCAACCUCUUCGUAGCUGGGGCUUCCUGGGCCUCCGUUGCACUGUGCCUCCCCGGGUUGUACACAGCGGCAUCCGAAACCUUUCACUGUGCACUGGGCCCAGGGAAGAGUCAACUGGAACGGCCCCUCCUCAUCCCAGAUAUUUGACACCUCCCAUCCGGCCAGCACCGACCAGAUGUCUGAAGGAGCGUCUCCACUCCCACCGUUCAGCCCGGACACUGAGGUCCAGCUCCAAGGGCCUUCUGGCGGUUCCCUCCCUGCGAGAAGUGAGGUUACAGGGAACCAGGCGGAGGGCCUUUUCCGUGGUGGCCCCCUCCUUGUGGAACGCCCUCCCAUCAGAGGUCAAGGAAACGAACAACGAUCUGACUUUUAGAAGACAUCUGAAGGCAGCCCUGUUUAGGGAAGUUUUUAAUGUUUGACGUUUUAUUCUGUUUUUAAUCUGUUUAGAGGCUUUCCAGAGUGGCUGGGCAAACCCAGCCGGAUGGGC
Messenger RNA from Zootoca vivipara (common lizard), 1200 nucleotides. RefSeq names its product gap junction beta-5 protein-like. Gene Ontology annotation, biological process: cell-cell signaling. Gene Ontology annotation, cellular component: connexin complex. The record is from RefSeq and is a predicted model, not a curated record. Gene Ontology annotation, molecular function: gap junction channel activity. NCBI's taxonomy places the organism in Eukaryota, Metazoa, Chordata, Lepidosauria, Squamata, Lacertidae.